Thelazia callipaeda (thelaziosis nematode) is the source of this 3147-nucleotide messenger RNA. The record is from the annotation of a GenBank genome assembly. Lineage: Eukaryota; Metazoa; Nematoda; Chromadorea; Rhabditida; Thelaziidae.
AUGCUGCGCGAGAAGCCUUUUGCUGUGCUAGAAGCUGCUAAGCAGGCAUUUUUGAACAGCAAUCCUGAAGAAGCUCUUGAACUUUACAACAAAGCCAUUGACUUAAUUUAUCCUGAAAAUCAUAUCCUUUACUCAAAUCGUUCUGCUAUAUUUCUUCGCCUGAAACGCUUUGAUGAAUCUUUGCGUGACGCUGAAAAAUCUCUAGCGAUUGAUCCUAACUGGCCCAAAGGAUACUUACGUAAAGGAGAUGCUUUGCGUGGUAUUAGGGAGUUCGAUGAAGCAAUUUUUGCGUACUGUCAAGGUUUAGCAAUCGAAAAUGAAAAUGAAAUAAUAAUGGCACUGAAAGAUAUUUUGCGGUUUAUUUCUUUCAAAGAUGACUUAUUAUUUUUAUUGAACAAAAUGGAAAGUGAACUGAAGUUUGAUGCAUUUCUGGUAAUUAGCAUGAUUGGCCAAGAAUAUUUGACUUCCGGUGCUGUCUCUCAAGCAAUAAAAUUUCUUCACUUAGCCCUCAGGAUUGAAAAGACUGAAAAUACACAGCUGGACUUGAAGUUGUCUGUAGUAGCUGCGCUUUCAUCUGCGUAUUAUCAGCAAAGGGAUUUUUCAAAAGCAAUCGAAUACUUACAAAUGCAACUUGAAAUCAGCACAAAACUUGGUAAGUUGGACACACAGUUUGCUAUUCACGGCAGUAUCGUAGACGCUGCACUAUCGAAUAAUCAAAGCAGCCUUGCUGUUACUCAUCUCGAAAGGCAAAUUGAAAUCCAAAGAGGGAAGAAAUCAGAUAGAUUGCAGCUCAACCUUACUGAUUUGUACAUCCAACUUGGCAAAUACAAGCUUGCAGCUCAAAUUAUAGCAUCAUUAGAUACCUUUACGUUUCAGAGUAUCAUUAGAAUUGUCAAACUUGCGCUCGCUAAGGAAGACAAUGAGGCUGCAGUGUUUUAUUGCAAUAAACUCUUAGAAGUCAGCAAUAGCACUGACGAAAAAGCUUUGGCAACUGCCUUCAAAUGCAAAUGUUUAAUUCAUAACGGAAAAAUUGUGACUGCACUGAAUAUUAUUAGAUGUUCAAUGGCAACAAAUUUGCGCUGCAAUAAGCCAUCAGUACAAAUUGUUGGACAAUACUAUGGUCUUUUGAGUGAAUGUUAUCUAGCUACUGGGCAGUACUGCUUAGCAUGGAAAUGGGCUAAAAAGGAGUUAAAAGUUGCAACCAAAAUUAAAUCGCUCAAGCUUGAAGCUGAUGCACUAUGGAAUCUAUCCAACAUAUAUGCUUCCAUUAAUGAUUUUGCGAAUUCGAUCAUUCUGUGCAAGAAAUAUUGCUCAAUGAUCUUUGUUGAAGGCAUUGAUGUUCGUUUAAAGGGUUUUCGGAGAUUGGCAGAACUAUAUCGCAAAUCCGGUGCUUCAGAUCAAGCUGAAAUAGCAUUACUGGAUGAGCUGAAGCUUGCUGAGAGGGUUGCUUCACCUGCAGUACUUAUUGAUGCACACAUUGAUCUUUAUUACUUCUAUGAUUCCAUACAUGAAAAGGUAAAAGCUGAAAAACAUUGGGAAGAAGCAAAAAAGAUUUUCGAAGAAGAAGCUGUAGAAGAACGUGAAGGUCAAAUUAUUGAAAUUAGCGGUGAUCGCUAUUUUCAUAACGAUUUAUUCGAAGAAGCCAUCGAAGCUUACAAUCAGUGUUUAAUGCUCUUUCAGGAAGAUAAUAACCUUUCAAAGGAAGCAAAACUAUGUAGUAAACUUGGAACGUCACACUGGCGUCUUUAUCAUGCAGAUGAGGCAUUAGCAUAUUAUCACCAAUCAUUGACUGUUUACCAGCAAAUAUCUGAUUUAGAAAGUAUGAUUAAACUGUACAGUGAAAUGGCAAAUAUUCACUUCAAGAAAGGCAACAUGGAAAUAUGUCACUCUUGUCUGAGAUGCUAUCUAACACUUGCUGACUUGCUAUCAAAAAGUGAUUCUUGCUUGGACGCACUAAUUUCAAUUGGACGUACAUUGCUACAUCGAGAACGAUAUAGAGAAGCAAAAAAAAUAUUCAUUAAAGCGUUGAGCUUAACAAGUGAACGAUGUCAUCGUCGACAACGUGGUUUGAUAUUUGGAUACAUUGCAGAAAGUUAUCUUGGCAUGGGUCAGCAUUCAAAGGCAUCACUGAAUUUUUGCAAACAAAUAGCAUUUUUUGAUGAUAUUGAUGACAUGGAAGGAAAGUGUGAGAUGCUAAGACACUUAAUAGAAGAGAAACAACUGAUUAAAGAUGCUGAAUGGGCCAUGCAGCUUUGCAGGAAUCGCCUCGACCUCUCCCAGACAGGUUCUAUUGACCUUCAGGUCCAAGUGUUGAAGGAAUCAGCAGAAGUGGCCGUGAAUUUGGAAAAUUCCCGCGAGGCAUGCAAAUUUUUAGAGAAAGCAGUGAUACUAUCUAUUACCAACAGAUACGGCAAUAUUUCGGAAUUAUUGUUGCAGCUGAAAAAGUAUUACAGAAGAUGUAACGCUAGAAAACGAGCUGUGAAAAUUUUUCGAGAAUGCUUGAAUGUCGUAGGAAUAAAUUCAGAAGAACGAAUGACACUAUUACUUGAACUUGCUAAGUUGGAAUUGGAAGAGGGAUUAAUUCAGGACACUCUUAAUCACAUCAAUAAUUUAAAAGAAGAAUCUUUGGAUAAAAGUACAAAAGUAAUAUGUGAACACUUGUUUGCUUGUGCAUAUUAUGCCACCAAAAACUACAAAGAUGCAUUGUACCACAUGCAGAAUUUUGAGAAUUUCUACAGAAACCUUACGUCAGUUAAGAUUGAUAAGGAUAAAGUUGCUCUUGAACUUGCAUUAAUUGAAUGGCACUGCCACGCAUCGGACUAUGCCAUUGAGAAAAUGCAAGAUAUCACCAAGAAGACUGAUUUGCCAAUCAUUUAUCAAAUUUUGGAUGAAUCCUGCCUUUAUGAUUUGCUCACUUACGAAAAAUUAUCAAAAAUCGCUGCAGUUCAUUGGAUGAUGACCAGAGGCGAUUUUAGCACUGCCAAACAUUUAUUUCAUUCCCACGACAGCAAUUACUGUAAUUACAUUGAUUAUAGCAUGGAUAAGGCGUUAUUUCUGUGGAAAGAAAGCAAAUUCAAGGUACUGCCUGUUGCAUCCGUUGCAAAAUUUAGUUUUCAGUAUAGAAUACAGAUUAGAUCACUUAUUUGA